Molecule: messenger RNA, 4071 nt
Organism: Grosmannia clavigera kw1407
Lineage: Eukaryota; Fungi; Ascomycota; Sordariomycetes; Ophiostomatales; Ophiostomataceae
Product: hybrid NRPS/PKS enzyme
Exons: 1
Coding region: 1-4071 (1356 amino acids)
Molecular function (GO): phosphopantetheine binding; oxidoreductase activity
Source: RefSeq, a predicted model, not a curated record
AUGGAUUUUCUCGACACCAGCGUGGAUUUGGCGACGCUCUUCCGGCGUCAGGUCGAGGCUACACCCGAGGCAGUGGCAGCAGAGGAUGCGACGAGCAGCUGGACAUAUGCGGAGCUGGACGCAGCGGCCGAGCGGGUGGGCUUGCGGCUGCGCAGCUCGUUUGGCGUGGGCCGUGACGUGCUGGUGGGCGUGCUGAUGGGCCGCAGCGUGCAGUAUGUGGUGGCCUGUCUUGCGGCGAUCAAGGCGGGCGGCGCCUUUCUGGUGCUGGAAGUGGCGUAUCCGGCGGGGCUGCUGGCGGACGUGAUCGACGAUGCGCGGCCGGCCGUGGUAAUCACGUCGCCGAGUACAGCAGCCCAAGUGCCGGCCGGCAUAGCAGCUUUCUCUUUGGGUGACGGUGCGGCCAUGAAGCAGUCGUGGCCACUCGGACCAUCGUGGCCAUCGACACCGUUACAGCCUCUGCCAAAUGCCACCGACAUCGACCGGCUCGCAUUUGUGUCCUACUCAUCGGGCACCACUGGCCGGCCCAAGGGCAUCGCCAAUCCACACAGCGCGGCCGUGCGAUCAUACAAUCUGCGGUUCUGCUUCAGCGACGUGGCUGCUAGCGACCGCGUGGCCUGCAACGUUUUCUUUGUCUGGGAGAUCCUGCGGCCACUGCUGCGUGGCGCCACGACCGUGACUGUGCCCGAUGAGACCAGCUACGAUCCCGUUGGCCUGGUCGAGUUCUUGGCUGCUCACGCCAUCACCGAGACGCUCAUGACACCCACACUGCUGGCCACCGUGCUGGCUCGCUACCCGGCCGACCUGGCUGCCCGGCUGCCUCGGCUACGCACCCUCUGGCUCAACGGCGAGGUCGUCACCGUCGAUCUGGCCCGCCGUGCCCUCGCGGCCCUGCCGCCUUGGCCUGCUGCCCGCCUGCUUAACUGCUACAGCGCCAGCGAGACCCACGAGAUUGCCUGCUGCGACCUAGCCACCAUCUUCCCCACCGACGCUACCGUCUGUCCGGCCGGCGUGCCGCUUGACCCGGCUCACACAUACAUUCUUUCCGACGCAGAGCACGGCGCUGAUGUUGGCGUUGGCGUCAGCGGCGAGCUGUUUGUCGGUGGCGGCUUGCUGGCCCGCGGCUAUCUCAACCGCCCCGAGACGACGGCCGCUGUCUUUCUGCCCGACCGUUUCGACGACACCACCGGCGCCCGCAUGUAUCGCACCGGCGACCGAGCUCGCCGGCUGCCCUCGGGCGCCCUCGAGAUCAGCGGCCGCGUCGGAGGCAUGAUUAAGUUGCGUGGCUACACCGUUCAGCCGGCCGCUGUCGAGGCUGCCAUCGUCAAGCACCUCGCUGUGCGCAGCUGUGUCGUUCUUGGCGUCGGCGAGGGCCUGUCUCGCCAGCUCGUUGCCUACGUUGUGCGCGACGAGACCCCUGUCGGUGGCCCCGAGGACCGUCCCGGCGAUCCGCGCAGCCGUGCCCGUCUCGAUAUCGAUGCUGACGGCCGCAGUCCGCUCGCCCGUCGCCUGCUGGCUGCCCAUCUGGCUCACUACAUGGUUCCGGUCGUCUGGGUCCCGCUCGAGGUUCUGCCUACGCACAAGGUCUCGGGCAAGAUCGACGUCAAGGGUCUGCCGCCUCUGCGCCUCGGCUUGACACCACCAGAGACCCCGCGCGAUGGAAGCGUCCGUGGCGAUGUUGUUGAUGCUAGCGAGAUCGCCGAUGUCGACACGGUCGACACUGUCAGCAAUGUCAGCUCUCUCACCGCUGACGUAAGCCGCCACUGGGCCGCCUGUCUCGGCGUCGAACCCUUAGCCGUUACGGCCGACUUCGACUUCUUCGACCUUGGUGGGCACUCGCUGGCUCUCGCCGACCUUGCUAGUCGCCUGUCGCGUGCCUAUGGCGUCACCGUCCCCCUGAUAGAGCUCGCCCGCAACCCGACUCUUAAUGGUCACGUGCAGGCCGUACAGGCUGCCCGUGCCGGCUUCUGUGGCGAUGACGAUGAUGUUGCUGAGCGACUGCGGGCCCGUCUUGAGGAGGACUGCCUGCUGCCCGAUGACAUCCGCGCUGCCGAGUCGCCAGCCACUCCCACCCCUAUUAGCCAGGCCGACCACAUCCUGCUGACAGGCGCCACCGGCUUUCUGGGCGCAUCUCUGCUGGACGCCCUUAUCACCCACACGACUGCCACCAUCUUCUGUCUGGUGCGCACCACCCGUGAGGCCCCCUCUGGAAUGGCCCGCCUGCGCCGCCACCUGCUGGACCUAGGCCUCUGGCACGACGCCAUGGCCGACCGCAUCGAGAUCGUGUCCGGCGACUUGGCUCAGCCACGUCUCGGCCUUACUCCGCCCGAGUUCGACCAGCUGGCCGUCCGCGUCCAGGCUAUCAUCCACGCCGGCGCUGCCGUCAAUCUCGUCUACCCUUACGACGCUUUACGCGAUGCCAACGUCGGCGGCACGCGCGAGGUCUUGCGGCUAGCUGCUGCCGCCGCUAAAGGUGAGGCCUCCUCUGCAGCCACGGUCCACUUCGUGUCCACCAACGGCGUCUUGCCACCGGCCACAGCCGCCUGGCCCGAGAACGCACACAUCGACGCCGCUGACGCCGCCAUCAAGCUGGCCGACGGCUACUGUCAGACCAAAUGGGUGGCUGAGCAGCUCGUCAGCGAGGCUGCUGCCCGCCGCGGCAUUCCCGCCCGCAUCUACCGUCCAGGCACGCUGGGCGGCCACAGCCGCUCCGGCGCCUCCAACCCCCGCGACGUCGUCACCGCCCUGAUUGUCGAGUCGCUGCGGCUCGGCCGCUCACCUCCUGCCAACGCUGACGCUGACUGGCGCGUCGAGAUGACGCCCGUCGAUUUUGCUAGCGAAGCCAUCGUGGCCCUGGCCGACACCUCUGACAGCACCACCAUCUUCCACGUGGGCGACCCCGACGGCCUGUCCUCUACCGACCUAUUCGCCCGUCUGGCCACGCUCGGCUACCCUACCUCUCCUGCCGGCUCCUGGAAUGAGUGGGUGGCCCUCUGGAAUGCCCGCCAGGGUGCUGCUGCUGCCUGUGCUCCGGCUCCUGCUACUGCCUACGACGACCCUUCGCCCGCAGACAUCCUUCGCUCCGGCAUGCCCUCGGCCGAUUUCUUCCGUGCCGCCACCCUUCUCGACGACUCCUGCACGCAGUCGUUGCUGCGAACCUGCCGCGACGACGGCCCCAUCGUGCGCCCCAGCCUCGACCUGGCACUUUUGCGCACGUACACCCGCCACUUCUACUCGCGUGGCUGGCUGGCCAAGGGGCCUAUCAAGACGGCGUUCAUCGCCGGCGCUGACACCACUACACCAGUAGCCAAGCCAGUCCUUCCUCUGGCCGGCCGUGUUGCCGUCGUCGUCGGGGCCUCGUCAGGCAUCGGGGCCGCCAUCGCCACGGCUCUCGUGCGGGACGGUGCCCAUGUGGCCAUUGCCGCGCGCCGCGUUGACGUGCUGAAGAACCUGCAGCAGAAGCUCGAGUGCGAGGGCGCCGAUCACGGCUCCAAGGUGCUGGCCCACGCGGCAGACGUCACAGACGCCGCGCAGGUUGAUGCUCUCGUGGCCGCGGCUGUGCAGCAGCUUGGCGGACCGGUCGACAUCCUCGUUGUCUGUGCCGGCGUCAUGUACUUCACCAUGAUGGCCAGUGCACGCGCCGACGAGUGGACGCGCACCGUCGACGUCAACUGCAAGGGUCUGCUGCACUGCCUGGCCGCCACGGUGCCGGCCAUGACUCAGCGCGGCACUGGUCACAUUGUCGCCAUCUCGUCUGACGCCGGCCGCAAGGUAUUUCCCGGCCUCGGCGUCUACUCCGGCAGCAAGUUCUUCGUCGAGGCCGUCCUGCAGAGUCUACGCGUCGAGACUGCCGCCUCUGGACUGCGCGUCACCUCCGUCCAGCCUGGCAACACUGCCACCGACCUGCUGGCCCUGUCUACCGACCCCGAGGCUAUGGAGAAAUACGGCGCCCCUACUGGUGCCAAGGUGCUGGACCCCGAAGAUGUGGCCUCGGCCGUCAUCUACGCCCUACGCCAGCCCGCUCACGUGGCUGUCAACGAGGUGCUGAUCGAGCCGCGCGAAGAGCCGAUAUGA